Molecule: messenger RNA, 1671 nt
Organism: Aureobasidium vineae
Lineage: Eukaryota; Fungi; Ascomycota; Dothideomycetes; Dothideales; Saccotheciaceae
Source: the annotation of a GenBank genome assembly
GCCGACUAUGUCUCCACCCACUCAAGAAGAAAAAAGUCAAAGCAACCUCCUCAUGUCGACGACAUGUCCAUCAGAGAGAAGUCUCUCGCCACCCCAGAGGCCACAGAAAUGGACCUCAAAGCCGGCGAAGUAAUUGGGGACCUCGACGCUGCUGAGAUCUUCCUGCGUGACAACAAUCUCUCCCACACCUACUUGCACGAACUGCUUCAAGACGAAGCCGCUUGCAAAAAGCUGGUCCGCAAGGUCAACUGGACGCUCAUGCCACUCCUCUGUGGAACUUACAUGCUCCAAUACAUCGACAAGCAAGCAUUGAGUUAUGGCGCCGUGUUUGAUCUGUUCACCUCCACAGGAACGACGUCGGCUGAGUAUGGCUGGUUGACGAGUAUCUUCUACUUUGGAUACUUAGUUUCUGAAUGGCCGAGUAGUUAUUUGGCACAGCAUCUUCCUACCGGGAAGGUGUUGAGUUGUUUUGUCGUUACAUGGGGGUCGGUCUUGAUGUUGACAGCGGCGUGUUCGAGCUUUACUGGUCUGGCUGUCUGCAGAUUUAUUCUUGGCUGCCUCGAGGCUCCUAUCACGCCUUGCUUUAUGCUGAUCGUCGGCAUGUGGUUCACACGAAAAGAACAACCUGCUCGUGCUGGCAUUUUCUACUGCUUCAACGGAGUUGGCAGUAUGGUCGGAGGCAUCCUUUUCUAUGGUGUUGGAGUCAUCUUCUUGCUCUGUGGAGGUUUGACCAUCGUCUGGGGCAUCGUUUUGUUCUUCCUCCUUCCCAGCAACAUCAUGACGGCCAGAUUCUUCUCGAUGAAAGAGAAAGCGCUCCUCAUUGCACGCAGUCAGACGAACCGGACUGGAGUAUACAAUCAGAAGAUCAAGUUCUCACAGGUCAAAGAGGCGUUGCUGGAUCCCCAAAUAUGGAUACUGUUUUUGUUCGUCCUGUGCAAUGAGGGCAUCAAUGGAGGUAAUGGAAUGAUGUUGCUGUUUCUGGGAGCAGAUGCUGACUUAGACNNAGGUUUCGCCAACUUCGGCAAGUUAAUCGUCAAAGGCAUUGCUCAUGGCGAUGCACUCAAGACGACGGCAUAUGGCAUUCCUUCGGGAGCGUUCCAAGUCUUUUUCGUCUUUACUGGACCAUUUUUGGCUUCCAAGUUCAAGAACAUUCGAACAUAUAUCAUGGCACUGUACCUUCUACCAACCAUUGUCGGAACGAGUCUUGUUUGGAAACUGCCAAGAGACAAUUCGAAUGGUCUGUUGGUGUCCUACUANCUUGGUAUGUGCCACGGAGUCAACAUUGGGUUUGCAAAACUGACAAUGACACAGAUCGGAUCCUUUGUCGCAUCCCUCGUGCUGGCGCUGCAAAUGCCUGCCAACAAUGUAGCAGGAUACACCAAGAGAGUGACGUCGACAGCAUUUGUGUUCCUGGCAUAUUGUAUUGGCAACAUCUGCGGACCUCAUGCGUUCCUGGCAGCAGAAGCACCUGUCUACCAAACAGGAUGCAAAUUCAUCAUUGCAUGCGCAGCCAUACAAAUAGUGCUCGUGUUUGCGUUGCGAGCGCUGUUGAUACACCGCAACAAGAAGAGAGAUGCAGAGUUUGGACCGGUGUCUGAGAUUGACACCAGCGAGGAAGCGAUUGAGGAUUUGACAGACUUUGAGAAUCCUCGGUUCAGAUAUUCGUACUGA